Molecule: messenger RNA, 1540 nt
Organism: Podarcis muralis (Common wall lizard)
Lineage: Eukaryota; Metazoa; Chordata; Lepidosauria; Squamata; Lacertidae
Gene: RNF39
Product: ring finger protein 39
Source: RefSeq, a predicted model, not a curated record
CCGACAGAGACGCACACAGGCAGCAUGGAAGGCAAAGGGCUAGUGGCUCAGCUGCAGAAGGCAGCUAUCUGCCCUGCCUGCAGGGGGCACUUCAAGGACCCGGUGAUCUUGGACUGCGAUCACAGCUACUGCCGGGCCUGCAUCACCCGCUACUGGGAAGAGGCGGCCGCGACUGGGAAGGGCCCCAGGGUUCUCUCUUGCCCCCAGUGCAAGGCAGUUUUUGAGAGGAAGAACCUGCGGACCAACGUCAAGCUGGCGGUGGAGGUCAAGAUCACCCAGCAUCUCAACGCCAAGACGGCUCACGUGCCCCUCGCACCCAAGCCCAGGAGGCGCCGUGGGGGAUGGAUUCCUGCAACCGGCAUCCAGGAGGAAAAGGAAGUCAUCAGAGAAGUCUGCAGAUGCUAAUGUGGUUUGGAUGCUCCCAGACACCCAUAUUCACCUGAACCUGCAGAACAACCUACCUGGAGCCCCUCAAAGUAGCAAUCCCUGCUUCCCAAGAUUUGAAGACCCUCAACAAGAUGGCCAAACAAGCCAUCUCCAAAUGGCUCAGGCUACGGCAUGGGGGCAGCUAAAUUUGGGGAGGGCUGCUGGUGGUGGAGAAACUGAGAUUUCAGCCAAGCAUGAGGCUCUGGAUUACAAAUGGACCUGCAAGAGUUAGGGAGACUCUCGUGCUGCAGGGCUUAAGUUAUUUUCUAGAGAGAGAUAUCAAGCUGUCUCAGAAGCUACAAGAUGCAUUGGCUUGGUGAGGGGGGCGGGCGGGAAAAGUGUUCUAUACAUGGCAGGACCCCCUUUACUUUGUUAGGGUUUAGAGUUUGGAAUCAGAUUUCAGGCUUCCGUCAUCCCCUGUUUCAGAUUAAUCCCUGCCCCAUAACUGAGCAGAACAGGCUAAAUCUGCGAGGAGUGACUGGUUCCACAUUUGACUAAGUCUUCAGAAGUUCUGGUACCUCCAAGUGUCACUUGACAUGGGAGAAGACGAGAUCUUGGAGAAGAAUGAUUGGUUUUCUUUUAGUUUAUCCAUCUCUGCCAUCUUCCUCUACUAAUUUCUUGUCUGCCUUGUCUGGGAAGUAUAAACCUCCUAGGCAAAACUCCCCAGUUUCUCUGUUCUUUACAGGGUCUAGUACACACUGCUGACACCGUGUUAAAUGGCAGAAGGAAUAACUAUUUGACAUGAACUGGUAUUCACUGAGAGGCAUUAAAGUGAUCUGAAGUUCCUAACGCAAUUAUUUCAUAAAUUACCAGUGGGUGGUGCUGUGUGGUCAUUUAUCUUUCUGGCUAGCUUAAAAAACGAUCUGUCAGUGAUUCUAACCAGCUUCUAAACUUGACCCAGGUACCAUCUGAGGGGAGAAAUUUGAAGUUCAAUGUACAUACCUUAUUUCCCCAAAGUCCACUCCCCUUUCCACAAUAUAUUGUACUGCUGAUAAGGAAGAAAAUGUAUUAUACCACAAAUAACGUUGUGUUUGUUUCGUGUACUAUAUAUAAUUAUUUUAAUUUUUGUGUGUCUCGAGUUAUUUGAGUCCUUCCGUGGAAUGGACUUUUAACU